Molecule: messenger RNA, 156 nt
Organism: Neurospora hispaniola
Lineage: Eukaryota; Fungi; Ascomycota; Sordariomycetes; Sordariales; Sordariaceae
Exons: 1
Source: RefSeq, a predicted model, not a curated record
AUUAGAGCGAUGUUACGUAUAUUAAAAAGACGAAAUUUUGUAGGUAAAAACGGGAAUUUUAAUGUUAGGUGUCAUCAGCUGAACCGCCCCAAUUUUUUGGUGGGGGUGCGUACCUGGAGGUUUUGGGUGCGUGCGGGGAGGUUAACUCUUAAUUAA